UGGCACAGCCGGGAAUCGAACUGGCAACCUUCUGAUUACUAGCCCGAUUCUCUCACCGCUCAGCCACCUGACUCCAUAUGGAGUGUGAAGUGUUUGAUCGGAGUGUGAAGUGUUUGAAGUUGUCCGUUUUGGUGCUGUGUCCAGGCGUCUCAGAGCAGAACUGACCUAGGAUCAGCUCUCCUGAGCUGUUAUUGGGGUCAGCACACACCACUGACCCAGGGUCAGCCCUCCUGCUGAUGCACCUGACGAAACACAGGACCCAGGUCUCUUAAAGAGCAUCAUAUGUCUGUAGCGCCCUCUUGUGGUGGUUUAGCAGCAGUCUUCAUCUCAAGCUUGCUUGGCUUGUAUGUGUUUAUGGGAGUGUUUUAUUCCAGCAGAGCCUGUGCAGCAGCACCAGUCUGUCAAAGACAGGAGGCUCGUACAGUAGAGAUGCUAGCAGCACCAUCCACCAGCCAUCCAGUUAACUGUGAACUGCUGCCAGCCAUCAUGUACCAAAGCAAUACUCUGUGGUGCCUUAAGUCAUUUUCUGUCUUGCAAAUUAAAGAUUUCAUAUACCACUGACAACUACUUUAGUCUGGAGCUCUCCACUAAAAAUGUCAACUACAACAACAUAGAACAACCUGUGCAAGUCCCAUAGAUGUUGUGACAUUGGACACAGUCAAAUCCAUUGGUGUUUCAAGGCCCUGGUUUUAAAAUGUAUUAUUGGGUUGCUUGUUCCUUUCUGUUGCCGGUGGGAGAGGUGUUGGCGCCCCCCAGUGGUGAGACUGAAGCUUUAGGAACCGAUCACAACUGGUGGUGUCACCUUUCAUCUGGUGCCUUAAUUUAGCCACUUAAUCACUCUUCACCCUUUCAAUGUGAGCAGCCAUGGCGGAAGCAUUUGUUGUGGCCAGAUCAAGUUGACCGUGUCCACUGUAAACAGGCAAUGAACUGUAGACAAUCUUUUAUCUGUAGAUGGGAGAGGAUGUGAUCAGAGACUCAGUGGUGAAUAAGCACUCCGAGAAGGCUUUGCUACUUUUUAAAACAUUUUGUAGAUGUGGAUGGUUGUGAUUUUAUUUCAUUUCUGGUUUUAUAUAUAUAUAUAUAAUGUAUAUAUUAUAUUUGUAAUGUGAUUGCUGUAAGUGGAUGCCAAAAGAUUUAUGAACAUUUUCCAAUUUGAAGGUGUAGAAAAUUUGUUUAAAAGCCUUAAACCUCUGGUCCCAGUUUGCACAUCUAAUGUUGUCAUGUCAUAACGCCUACUAACGUUCUGGAUCUCGUUUCUAACUGCAUGCUUCAAGGAAAUGAUGAUUAUUGUAGCCUAUUUUUGAAAGGCACUUUGACCCCCAUUUUCGAUGAUCUGUAAGACCUUUCGAUACAUUUUAAUACACUUUUGAAAUGUACAGCAUUUAUUGUUCAGCUGUGUACUUCUAUUAUUAUUCGGCACCAAAUGGAAGAUGUGUUUCUGUAAAUAACCAAGGGAGGGUGGCUGUUUUUAAUUCUUUGGUUGGGAGGAGUGCGUGUUAUUUGGGGGCUGCGAUGGGGUUAGUAGGGGUUUAUUUAAUUUCACAACUUAAUUUAACUCUACAAAACAGUUCAUGUUUUAAUAAAUAGCUUUUAGUUGUUCACAUAAGGGUUCAUAUUGUCAGCUGUCAACACCAUUAUCCAUACUAACGACGCGGGUUUCAAACUGAAAAAAAACAAGUACACAACAACAGUUUGCCAAAGUAGAACCCACAACCGAAGCUUGAGUGAUGAUUUUUUAGGUUGACAGGGGCGUGGCGUGUAUGAGUACUGGGUGAUGAGUGAUUUCACUCAUGCAUGGUCACACAAUGUGGCAGACGCGAUGGCUGGGAACGGGAGGCAGCUGCGAGUCGCGGAACCCCAAGUUCAAUUCUCCAAGAAAAACUAGCUUUUCUUGCGCUAGUUAGAACGACAGUCCACGAGUGAAGAAGUCUGUGCACGAAUAACUUGGCUGUCUGCUUUUAAGAGUUUGGUAAGCUGGCUGAAGCUCCAGGUUUUGGGGACGGGAGAGGGGAGGGUUGCUGCUAUACGUCGGGAGCCGUGUAUUCUAUCCAACGCACUCAAAAUAUGGCUCCACUGGCAGAUGGAUAUUGCUUUCGAUAUUUAAGUUGGGCAUCUCCAGUCUAAGGUGUCACAUAUUCUGAGCCCUAGUCGAUGGAUUUAUCACCCCUGACACAAGAACACUUUAGCUAGACUUGUGAAGCAUGGGUGACUGGAGCUUCCUGGGACGGCUGCUGGAGAACGCCCAGGAGCAUUCGACAGUUAUCGGCAAGGUGUGGUUGACAGUCCUCUUCAUCUUCCGUAUCCUGGUGUUGGGGGCUGCGGCGGAGGAGGUGUGGGGCGAUGAGCAGUCCGACUUUACCUGCAACACGCAGCAGCCCGGCUGCGAGAACGUCUGCUACGACGAGGCGUUCCCCAUCUCCCACAUUCGCUUCUGGGUGCUGCAGAUCAUCUUUGUGUCCACGCCCACGCUCAUCUACCUGGGCCACGUCCUGCACAUCGUACGGAUGGAGGAGAAGCACCGGGAGAAGGAGGAGGAGCUGCGCAAGGCCAACAGGCUCCAGGAGGAGAAAGAACUCCUAUACAGAGAUGGUGGAGGGGACGGAAGAGGGGGUGGGGACGCAGGGGGCGGAGGGGGCGGAGGGAAAGGCAAAGGAGGUAAGAAGGUGAAGCCGCCCAUCAGGGAUGAGCAUGGCAAGAUUCGCAUCCGAGGUGCAUUGCUGCGCACGUAUGUGUUCAAUAUUAUAUUCAAAACCCUGUUUGAAGUGGGGUUCAUUUUAGGUCAGUAUUUGCUCUAUGGCUUCCAGCUGAGGCCCCUAUACAAGUGUGCCCGGUGGCCCUGCCCUAACACCGUGGACUGCUUUAUAUCUAGGCCCACUGAAAAGACCAUUUUUAUCAUAUUUAUGCUUGUGGUGGCUUGCGUGUCUCUUUUGCUGAAUUUGUUAGAGAUUUAUCACCUGGGAUGGAAGAAGGUUAAACAGGGGAUGGCAAGCGAGUGUGCCCUCGACCAGGAGUCUCUGCACCGCUCUCCUGUGUUCCCUGACUCUGCCUCCAGAACUGCCCCUGCCCCCCUCAGCCCCCCCCCCAACUAUGCCAGCGUGCCGGCAGGGAGCGGGGCGUUCUUGGCACCUGUGGCCCCCCUGCAGGACGAGCUGACAGAGCCUGACUCCGCCUUCUACAUCAGCAGCAACAACCACAGGCUGGCCGCGCAGCAGAACUGGGCCAACAUGGCCACUGAGCAGCAGACUCGGGAGAUGAACGCCUCUUCCUCCUCCUCUUCCUCCUCCUCCAGUGGCAAUGAGCCGCCUCCUGGCGGGCCCCCCCCCAUCCCCUUCCCUAACUCCGCCCCCACCUUUCCUAGCUCCGCCCCCACCCCUUGCCCCAGCUCUGCACCCACCCCUUGCCCUAGCUCCGCCCCCACCCCCUGCCCCAGCUCUAACCCCACCCCUUGCCCUAGCUCCGCCCCCAGCUCCUCCCCCACCCCCACCCCCUGCCCCAGCUCCAGCGCUGGCAGCCUGAGUGGUGGGAAGAGCGAGCGGGAGGACUGCCCCCUCACCACCACCGUUCAGAUGCACCAACCCCCGGUCUACGUGGCAGCAGACCCUCGCAGGCUGAGCAGAGCGAGCAAGAGCAGCAGCAUCAGGGCCAGGCCCAAUGACCUGGCUGUGUAGUCGUGUUAGAGAGAAACCUUCCCAGACGCCUGCAUGGUACCCAGGCAUGCUUGAUUUUGGUAUCCUCAUGCCUCUUCCUUUUUUACAUCCAGGUCAUAUCUCAUCCAUCAGAUAUUUGGCAUUUCUUUUUGUAUAGGUUGAACAUUAGAGGUAGAAGCUGUCCUACAACUCAUUGAUGCAGACACAGUAGAUCAGUAGAUCACAGAUCACCAACCUCCUCCAAGAACCUGCAUUGCCGCAUUGAUUCAGACACAGUCAGUAGACGACAUACCACCCUCAUCCUCCAGAUUCAAACACAGUCAGUGGACGACAUAUCACCCUCAUCCUCUAGAUUCAGACACAGUCAGUCGAUCACAGUUCACCUCAUCCUCCACAUACAGCAGACACUGUUGUAUCAGAGCAGUUUCACUGGGUGUCUACUGUGACAAGGUAUGCAAGAUGGUGUCCCUGAUUCCUUCUGCGAAUCCUGACAAGGCUCCAGUCCUGUCACACACUGUAGAUACUGGGACAAGACCAGUGGUGAAGGCUACAUGAUAAUUGGCACAUGUAUAUGCCCACUGGGACUUCCUGAAUACCCAAUAUUAAAGGUGCAGUGAUACAUGGGUGGGGAAGAGGGGGGCUUGGUAAAGUGACAGCAUGGCCACUACUUGAUACUAGAUUACAUUGCUGUGGAGGGAAGCUGGAGCCAGAUGAGGAACAUGUUCUUUCAGAGCCCAGCUUUUGCCAUGCUGCCAGCUGGAUGGUGGCCUUCAUAGUUCCAGCUCCUGGUAAAUGAACACCUAUGGCGGCCACAAAAAAAAGCAUAGUGAUAUGCACCAAAAAAAAAAAUCUAAAACCGAAAUACUUUUACUUCCUAAACAAAUAUGGACAAAUACCAUGUUACUGAAUGCGUCUUGAACCUGGCAUUAAUUGCUAUCUCACAUUCAGUAAUAGCAUAACAUUUAAUAAUUAAAUAUUUCUUCCAUUAAAAAAACAUUACAUGUGAUACUUCAUUAUUUUCAUUAUGAAAAGUGCUGUUUUCAAAUGAAAAUUGAACUAUCAUGAUAAAUUGCUGUCUGUUGUUAGUUUGUGAUUGGCAAACAGAUAUCUGGUAUGAAAAGUACAAAGGAAAAGAUAUGGCAAGUGUUAGUAAUCCAGGCCGUAGUCUGUCUCCCAGUUAUUGUCCUGUAAAUCUUGAUACUGUGGAUCUGACCACAGUUGCUGUGGUAACCAGGUGUCUUUAGUUUGAAUGCUGUGUGAGGUGAACACACCCAGGGACACACAUAGCAGGCUUCUAUCCACUGAGGAGCAGUGUAUGCUGGGUAAGGAAGCAGGAUCCAGGUCUCAGAUAGAGGGAACACAGGAGACUGGAAGUGUGAUCUCUUACAACAAUGCAAACUAAAAACAACCGCAGGAAUAAAGUACUGGAUCGUUGCCUGUGACAUUGUUAUUUUCCUUAAACCAGUGUUAACUUUGUUCCCAAUGUUAUAUUUUAAUUUAAUUUAAGCUAUUUAAAUGUACCAAUUCACAAGAAUUUGUUCGGCAUUUGUUGUUUUGGUUCCUAAAGUUUACAUUUUAGUAAAUAGAUAAAAGAUUUGCACAUUUAGGCUCAACUUGUUUGACAAAGAUGAGCAGAUAAAAAGACACCAGGCUAUGACAAUGUUUAUAAUCCUUAAAGUCUUAACAUUAAAACCUUGUGUCUCUUUAAAUUAAAGGCAGUAUUGCUAUAACCAUUAUAUAGUAGGGACACAUUAAGUCAUUUUUUUAGCAGACACUCUUAUCCAGAGCGACACAAUAUCAAUUGUUAUAUUACAAUAAAAAGUUUGAAUCUUCAACACUGGGAAGAGUAUUAUCAGUGAGUAUUCAGUGCAUGCUCACUAAGUCUUUACACAAUUGCUCUUUGGCUUCCCGAGUUUGACAACAUUAACAACAUUGACAACAUUCAGUCCCACUAAUGUCACUUGCCCCUCCCUUCAAUCCUCUCCCCUCUCCUCCUCUCUCCUCCUCUCUCCCCCUCCCUCCCUCCUUUCCUCCCUCCCUCC
Hypomesus transpacificus is the source of this 5689-nucleotide messenger RNA. RefSeq names its product gap junction protein, alpha 3 (gene gja3). Gene Ontology annotation, cellular component: connexin complex. The coding region runs from base 2202 to 3668 and encodes 488 amino acids. Gene Ontology annotation, biological process: cell communication. The transcript is spliced from 3 exons. The record is from RefSeq and is a predicted model, not a curated record. Lineage: Eukaryota; Metazoa; Chordata; Actinopteri; Osmeriformes; Osmeridae.